CACGAUGGCCCCGUGAGCAUCGAUUCCACCGCCACACCGCAACCCCGCCGCCCCACCGCCAUCUUUGCCUCGUCCCACCCCGCCGGCCACGGGCUCGCUGUCAAUUAGGCUCGUGAGCAACGCCCAGCUGCGACACGUCGUGUGCCUUUCCGCGCUCCCACGGGGUCGAUCCCAGCACAGCUGCGACGCUCACUCGUGCGUGCUGAGGCCAGCCUCGGGGCAGCGAGGAGCGCAAUGUCGCCGCAGGAGCAGGGCUCGAUCAACGACGACAAUGGCUUCGCAACAACCAACAGCGAUCAACCUGCCAUCCUCGAACAGCCGCCCAACACGCAGCGACCCACCGCCCUCCACGUCCCCAAGAACCGGGCCACCGUUUCCAAGAGCAGUUCCACCGCCAGCCUGCACGUCGACAAUUCCGAGGCCCUGAAGAGGCUAUCAAUCGAGGGCACUGUUGCGGAUGCCUACGACACGAGGUCACCCAUACUCGGUUCGGAGCGCGACACGGGCUUGAGGAGGAUACGGCAGAACCCUCAAUCGAUCAGUAGAGUUCCUUCGUCGCCCAACUUGGCUCCGCACUCGCCAGUCCUACCAAGUCCUGCUGCCUCCCGAAAGUCGUCCUUCGCUGCAGACAAGUUUGGACCAACAUCACCGACCAUAGCUUUCGGCGAAGACCUUACCCGAUUUCCCUCGGAGUCACUCCAUUCCUUCUCCUUUGCUCACCAGAGCACUGAAUCAUUACACAAUCGACAGAAUGUGCUAAAACGCAGCAUUGAUUUCAUGCGCGAGAAGCUUGCGUGGGCUUCAACGUCACCUCGGAUAGCGAGUGCACAAGCUCGAUUAGCAGGCGACGAGGAGCUUCUCAGCAUGAUGGAGCUAUUGCAGAGAGCGAAUGCCAUCACUUCGACAUCGCUCAAUGCCUCAAAUCUUGGCAUCGAUACUGGGCCACUCACCGGCCCCGCGCAUCUGGUCAAUGAGAAUGUGUUUGAGAAGAGCUUCUUCGCUCCCGAAAAUGAAACAGAAAGUCCCACGAGCAUGACUAGCAGCCCGGUGGCAGUACGGGACGAUUCAGCCGUGACAGUUCCGCACCAUGAACUGGUCCCCGUAAAAGAAAGUGAAGAAAGCCCCGAGCAACUCAAUCUGCUGCGGACUUCCACAGCAGACGACGAGGACUUCAUGCCCAGUCUGCCCUCGCGACGUCCACACAAACCGUCUCUGAAACGUACGUAUACAGAUACCGCCGGCUACUCACUGCAACACAAACUGAGCGAGGCCAUGGCACGACCAUAUCGUGCUCCAGAAGCACGUGCGCCUAUUGUCACACAAACACCGAUACGAUCUAGCACGACAGUCACAGAACGUGCCCCUCAUGGGCACAGAAACGCUCCGGCGCAGGCUAUAUUCACCACCGAAGCUAAAGCGCCAUGGACAAUAACUGCAGCAAAUGACCUGGCGUGUUUGGUAUUUGGCGUUGGGAGAGCAGAAGUCAGAAAAUUGGGUAUCAUGGAGGUCAUAAAAGAGGAUCGUCGAGGCUGGCUGGAAGAAAAGUUGAAGAAUCCAGAUUCGGGAACAGUCCCGAAGCAAGCAAAGCUUCAAGUCCCUUCACCUGGUAAGGCCACUCCAAGUAACAGUCUUGCGGCAAUGGGUAAUGGCAUUACAGCCAAACUUCUAUCAAAGCCUCCUUCCAGGCAGCAGCCUCGACGGGCCAAGACGUCCAACGGGACAUCAGCACCCACCAAAGGCAAUUAUCAUCCUGCCAACAAAAGCAGGGGCGUUUUACUCUGCGGCGAUGUUGUUCCCAUCCAGAAAAUGAAUGGCUCCACAGGCAGUGCCUCACUAUGGGUCAAGGAGAAAGGCAAUAACCUCAUUUGGGUUCUGGAGGAAAUAGCAGAAGACGUGGCCAUGCUCACUGUGGACGAAAUCGGACUUGUCCUCCGUGGAAGCGGCGAUUUGGAGGCCAUCUUUGGGCUAGACCGAGUGCGAAACGGAAUGGACGUGACACGCCUCAUACCGGCUUGGCCGAAGGUGGCUGGCACAAAUACCGGCGCCAUCGACUACGACGCCAUUGCGCGAGUACGGAGGUUCACGGCCCGAACGAGCAACUCGAUCAAUAUUCCUGUGACUAUCGAUCAACAGCCGAGCGAGAAUGUGUUCCGCAUUUCUAGUUUCCCUCACAUUGCGGGAAUAAUUGUGGUCAACCCGCAGACGAUGCGAGUGAGCAGCUCGAACACCGUCUUCUCUGCGGCGCUCUUUGGUCACGCCAGCCCAGAUGGGCUACCGAUCAAUGAACUUAUUCCUGGCUUCGACAAGACCCUUCGUGUAAUGACUGACGAGGAUCAAAUUGCUUUGGUCGACGGGAUUGUGAUACCAGAACAUAGUUUUAGGAGAGCCCGCGCUUUGCUCGCCCUGAGAGAAGGCUCAGCGGAUGCCGCCGCAAUUUUCCUACGCCCAAGUGGCCUGCCCGCAAAACACAGAGACGGUGCUGAGAUCAUGAUUGAUGUGCAGAUGCGGGUCGUGAAGUCAGACCGGGACCCCAUUUACAAUGAAACAGUCGUGGAAGACGAAAGCACUCCAUCAUUCCAUGGUAGCGAGGUUGUGUAUGCCCUCUGGAUUACUUACAGUCGACAGCUCCAUGCUGUGAAUCACGGUACAGGUCCUGUUACGGCGGUUUUGAGUCGGCCCGGCACUCCACCACGCCAGCCAGCGCCAGGCCUGGGACAACUUGAGGAUGAAGUGGCUUCCAGUCCAGCGGCUGGGCAGGACACGAGUCAGAAAGUGGAAACUUCAGCUGCUGUAGCAGUUGACGACAACAAAAGCGCCACUUUAAACGGGACCGAUGCUUCCGAGCCGUAUGAACAUCCCUCGCCUGACCUUAUCGAAGCGGGCGUGAAACUCAUAUCAAAGAAACGCAUCGACGAUUUCACCAUACUUGAGGAGAUGGGCCAGGGUGCAUAUGGGCAGGUCAAGCUCGCACGUUACAAGAAGCCUGCAGCGAAAAAGAUGGUCAUCAAAUAUGUUACCAAGCGACGCAUUCUCGUCGACACAUGGCACAGAGAUCGGAGACUUGGGACGGUGCCAUUGGAAAUCCAUGUACUGGACUAUCUGCGAAAGGAAGGGAUGCAGCAUCCGAACAUUGUUGAGAUGGCCGACUUCUUCGAGGACGACAUCAAUUACUAUAUCGAGAUGGUACCUCACGGGCUGCCAGGAAUGGAUCUUUUUGACUACAUUGAAUUGCGGGUAACGAUGGAAGAGAGAGAAUGCCGGAAAAUCUUCAAGCAAGUCGCCGAGGCCCUGCGCCAUUUACAUAUCAACGCCAAGGUGGUGCACCGGGACAUCAAGGAUGAGAACGUCAUCUUGGACGGCGAGGGCAGCGUUAAACUCGUGGACUUUGGCAGUGCCGCUUACAUCAAAUCAGGUCCAUUUGAUGUCUUUGUUGGCACGAUAGAUUACGCGGCUCCUGAAGUCCUACGUGGUCUGCCGUACAGAGGCAAAGAGCAGGAUGUCUGGGCGUUGGGGAUUCUCCUGUAUACCAUCGUGUACAAGGAGAACCCAUUCUAUAGCAUCGACGAGAUCAUGGAUCAUGACCUGCGAGUGCCGUACGUGAUGAGUGAAGACUGCAUUGAUCUCAUUCGCAAAAUGCUGGACCGGGACGUGGAGCGACGAAUUGGAAUACAAGCUGUUCUAGAUCACCCAUGGUGUCUGGUUGUGGACGACUCGGACGACGAGGUUGAGAGGGCGAAGUCACCAGCAAUCGCUACCCCACAGGCGGCAUGAUGGACGGCAUGACGAAAAUGUGGCCCGGAAAAGCAGAACGAGGGUUGAUCCUCUAUUAUUGACAUUAUUUGAUAUUUGCAUGGCGACGGUCGUUUCGAGGGACACAACAUGAUAGAUUGAUCCGAUCAUGCGCUCAAGGUGGUGAACGGCUGGAUUUACGACGUCCUUUUCUGAUAGAUACCCGAGCGGACGGAGGGAACGGCAUAAAAGGCAAUGCAGAUAGAGCCAGAUGGUGAUUGAGAUACAUCGUUGUCGUAUGUAUGGCGGGGGCAGCCGCCGGCAUGUGUGUACAGAGAUACCACAGCACAAUAAAAGUGAGAAGAACACAAAUUGGUAAUGUGAAAUCGUCUUGGG
Molecule: messenger RNA, 4125 nt
Organism: Cercospora beticola
Lineage: Eukaryota; Fungi; Ascomycota; Dothideomycetes; Mycosphaerellales; Mycosphaerellaceae
Product: serine/threonine-protein kinase
Biological process (GO): negative regulation of glycogen biosynthetic process; protein phosphorylation; intracellular signal transduction
Cellular component (GO): nucleus; cytoplasm; cytosol
Molecular function (GO): protein serine/threonine kinase activity; ATP binding
Source: RefSeq, a predicted model, not a curated record